Messenger RNA from Cokeromyces recurvatus, 921 nucleotides. RefSeq names its product ChaC-like protein. Gene Ontology annotation, molecular function: glutathione specific gamma-glutamylcyclotransferase activity; gamma-glutamylcyclotransferase activity. Lineage: Eukaryota; Fungi; Mucoromycota; Mucoromycetes; Mucorales; Mucoraceae. The record is from RefSeq and is a predicted model, not a curated record. The transcript has 6 exons. Bases 65 to 748 code for a protein of 227 amino acids. Gene Ontology annotation, biological process: glutathione catabolic process. Gene Ontology annotation, cellular component: cytoplasm.
AAAAAAUAAUAUUUUUAAUUCAUAUAUAUUUCCUCUUCCUUCUAUUAUAUAUUAAUCUCUUAAUAUGACACCUAAUAAUCUUGAUACUAUUGUUAAUCGUCUUGAGCACAAUUCCGAACAAUGUAAUAAUGGUAACAAUCAUACUGAUGGAAUUUGGGUUUUUGGCUAUGGUUCUUUAAUUUGGAAACCACCCAUUCAUUAUGAGCAAAAACAAAUAGGCUAUAUUAAAAAUUAUGUUCGACGGUUUUGGCAACAUAGUGAGGAUCAUAGAGGUACUCCUGAAAAACCAGGUCGAGUGGUGACAUUAAUCCCAUAUGAUGAAUGGAAAAAUAUUGAAAACGUGGAGGGACAUGAUAAAGUAACAUGGGGAGUUGCAUUCAAAAUUCCUGCCGACGAUGUAGAAGUUACAAGGGCCUAUUUAGAUCAUAGGGAAAAGAAUGGCUAUACAGUACAUACAGUCGAUGUCUAUAGUUUGGAAGAUGACACAACACCAGCAGUUAAAAAUGCCUUAGUAUAUAUUGGCACAACAGAUAAUCAAGCGUAUGUUGGACCAGCACCAUCUUCAGCGAUAGCAAAGCAAAUAUUUGAAUCAUAUGGGCCAUCAGGAUGGAAUGCGGAAUAUUUGUUGAAUUUAGCUGAAGCACUUCGUGAAAUUAGUCCAGGUGUCCGUGAUGAUCAUGUUUUUGAGUUGGAAAGAUUAGUGAAAAUAUUAAUUGAUGAAGACUCUAAAAAAGAUAUCGCAUCAUAAUAGUCAAUUACUACAAUUGCUUACAUAAUAUUAUAGAACAAACCCUACAUAAUAGAGAACUUGUAUGUACUAAGCAAACUUGUUGCAUCAUUACUAAAUAAAGCCAAAUGCAUAUUUGUUGUUGAUGAAUAGAUAGUAUAUAACAGUUUCUUUAACUGAAAUGUUAUUGCGAU